Messenger RNA from Colletotrichum navitas, 1374 nucleotides. Its product is annotated as cytochrome P450. Bases 1 to 1374 code for a protein of 457 amino acids. The record is from RefSeq and is a predicted model, not a curated record. Lineage: Eukaryota; Fungi; Ascomycota; Sordariomycetes; Glomerellales; Glomerellaceae. Gene Ontology annotation, molecular function: iron ion binding; monooxygenase activity; oxidoreductase activity, acting on paired donors, with incorporation or reduction of molecular oxygen. The transcript has 4 exons.
AUGUUCCAGUCCAUCGCGAGUAAUAUGAUUGAUAAGGGACGAAAGGAGCACCCCGACGAGCCGUAUUAUAUAAACAACGAUGUCGGUACUCAAGUAAUUCUGCCAGCUCGCCUGGCCCAGGAAGUCCGUAACCACGAUGGCUUAAGCUUCGCUCAAUUCUUAAAUGAUUACUUUCAUAACGGGAUGCCCGGAUUCGAACCCUUUGUUGGUGCUGGGCGAGAGGACGAAUUGUUCCAGCGGGUGGCACGCAAGCAGCUCACCAGACUUCUGAGUGAAAUCACCCAGCCUUUGUCCGAGGAAGCAAGCUUUGCGUUAGACCUUAACUUAGGUUCAUCGACAGACUGGACGGUUUAUACAAUGGGACCUGUCGCCCUUGAUGUCAUUGCUCGAGUCACGUCAAGGAUCUUCCUCGGCGACGUCUUGUGCCGCGAUAAGGAUUGGCUAGAAAUCACCAAAAACUUCACAAUACAGGGCUUUAUAGCUACUGAGGCUUUAAAGAGAAAGCCCAAGAUGCUACGCGGUAUAUACAAUCGAUUCGACCCUAUGUGCGUAGAGCUUCGCAACACCAUUCAACGCGCCAGGGACCUGCUUGGCCCCGUUAUCGAGAAGAGGCGCAAACGCCGUGAAGAAGCUAUUGCUCGCGGCGAAAAGGUUUCUGUAAUGAACGACGCCAUUGAAUGGUUUGAGGAAGAGGCUGCUGGCAUUCCAUACGAUCCCGUCUCUAUUCAAAUGACCAUAUCUACCAGCUCCAUCCAUUCGACAACUGAUCUAUUGCUCAAAACCAUGUAUAAGAUUGCCGAGCACCCUGGCCUGGCUGAAGAGCUACGGAACGAAAUCUUGCAGGUUAUUGGGACUCGAGGUUGGAAAAAGACAACACUCCAUGAUCUCAAACUCCUUGAUAGCGUCCUCAAGGAGACACAACGUCUCGAACCUAUCUCUUCAGUUACCCUCAAUCGCUUCACUGUUAAGGAUGUAACCUUUUCUGAUGGGACCUUUAUUCCUAAAGGCGUCCGCGUCGGAACAGAUACAGGAUACCGGCUCAGCCCUGAGUACUAUGACAGUCCCCUCAAAUUCGACCCGUACCGCUUUUAUAAAUGGAGAGAUACCACCAAGGAUAGUUUGGCACAUCUCGUCAGCACCUCUCCACAGCAAAUGGGUUUUGGACAUGGCCAACACGCCUGUCCCGGUCGCUUUUUCGUCGCUAACGAGAUAAAAAUCGUCUUUGUCCAUCUGCUAUUGAAAUAUGAGUGGAAGAUAGCAGAGGGCUCCUCACACGCGACACUGACUCUUGGGCUUCAAUUGAACGCAAACCCAACUACGGAAGUGAUGUUGCGUAGACGAUCGAAGAUUGAGAUAGACAUCGAUGCAAGUUGA